Molecule: messenger RNA, 3373 nt
Organism: Stegastes partitus (bicolor damselfish)
Lineage: Eukaryota; Metazoa; Chordata; Actinopteri; Pomacentridae
Gene: erc2
Product: ELKS/RAB6-interacting/CAST family member 2
Exons: 16
Coding region: 1-3276 (1091 amino acids)
Biological process (GO): maintenance of presynaptic active zone structure; neuromuscular synaptic transmission; regulation of synaptic plasticity
Cellular component (GO): cytoskeleton of presynaptic active zone
Molecular function (GO): structural constituent of presynaptic active zone
Source: RefSeq, a predicted model, not a curated record
AUGUACGGCAGUGCCAGAGCUGUAGGCCAUGUAGAGAGCAGCCCCGUACGGUCCCCGCGCCUGCCGAGGUCCCCCAGAUUGGGCCAUAGAAGGGCGAACAGCGGGAGCGGGGGUGGUGCGGGGGGCAAGACGCUCUCCAUGGAGAACAUCCAGUCCCUCAACGCUGCCUAUGCUACUUCGGGGCCCAUGUACCUGAGCGACCACGAGGGCGUGGGCUCCACUGCCACCUACCCAAAAGGCACCAUGACUCUGGGUCGCGCCACCAGCCGGGCCAUGUACGGGGGCCGCGUCACAGCCAUGGGCAGCAGUCCCAAUAUCGCUUCAGUGGGGCUGCCUCAUGCUGACCUUCUGUCUUACAGUGACCUGGGCUCCCUCUCCAUGCUGCACCCCCACCACCACCAGGGGGUGCCCUCCGCUCUGCUCAGGCAGGCUGUGCGGGGCAGUGGUGGGGAGCUGCUGGAGAUGCAGGCCCAGCUCAGGGAGAUGCAGAGGGAGAAUGAGAUGCUGCGACGAGAGCUUGACCUGAAGGACAGUAAGUUGGGAUCUUCCACCAACAGCAUCAAGAGUUUCUGGAGUCCUGAGCUGAAGAAGGAGAGGAUAAUGAGGAAAGAGGAGGCGGCUCGCACGUCAAUCCUGAAAGAGCAGAUGAGGGUCACUCACGAGGAGAACCAGCAUCUCCAGAUGACCAUCCAGGCUCUGCAAGAUGAGCUGCGCACACAGCGAGACCUCAACCAUCUGCUGCAGCAGGAGAGCGGCAACCGCUCCGGCAACGAGCAUUUCACCACCAUCGAGCUGACGGAGGAGAACUUCCGGCGGCUGCAGGCCGAACAUGACAGACAGGCCAAAGAGCUCUUCUUGCUGAGGAAGACCCUGGAGGAGAUGGAGCUGAGGAUCGAGACCCAGAAGCAAACGCUGGGAGCUAGAGACGAGUCAAUUAAGAAGCUGCUGGAGAUGCUGCAGAGCAAAGGGCUGCCCCCCGGGCCGGGCAGGGCGUCUGAGGAGGAAGAGCAGGAGAGAGCCAGACGCAUUGCUGAGGCAGAGGCCCAGCUCGGACACCUGGAGGUCAUUCUGGACCAGAAGGAGAAGGAGAACAUCCAUCUGCGAGAGGAACUGCACAGAAGAAAUCAGCUGCAUCAGGAUCCGAGCAAAACCAAGGCUCUGCAGACCAUUAUAGAGAUGAAAGACACCAAAAUUGCCUCUCUGGAGCGCAACAUUCGAGAUCUGGAGGAUGAGAUCCAAAUGCUGAAGGCAAACGGCUUACUGAACACAGAGGACAGAGAGGAGGAGAUCAAACAGAUGGAGGUCUACAAGAACCACUCUAAGUUUAUGAAGACUAAGAUCGACCAGCUGAAGCAGGAGUUGUCGAAGAAGGAGUCGGAGCUGCUGGCUCUGCAGACAAAGCUAGAAACUCUCAACAACCAGAACUCAGACUGCAAACAGCAUAUCGAGGUGCUCAAAGAGUCGCUCACUGCCAAGGAGCAACGCGCUGCCAUCCUGCAAACAGAGGUGGAUGCUUUACGUCUGCGUCUGGAAGAGAAGGAGUCCUUCCUGAACAAGAAAACCAAGCAGCUGCAGGACCUGACGGAGGAGAAGGGUACUCUCGCCGGAGAAAUCAGGGACAUGAAGGACAUGUUGGAGGUCAAAGAAAGGAAGAUUAAUGUCCUGCAGAAGAAGAUCGAGAACCUGCAGGAGCAGCUGCGGGACAAAGACAAGCAGCUGGGAAACCUGAAGGACAGAGUCAAGUCUCUGCAGACCGACUCCAGUAACACAGACACUGCCCUGGCCACCCUGGAGGAGGCGCUGUCAGAGAAGGAGAGGAUUAUAGAGCGUUUAAAGGACCAAAGGGAGCGAGAAGACAGAGAACGUCUGGAGGAGGUGGAGUCGUACAAGAAGGAGAACAAGGAUCUGAAGGAGAAGGUCAACAGCCUGCAGAUAGAGUUAACAGACAAAGAGUCCAGUCUCAUUGAUCUGAAAGAACAUGCAUCAUCCUUGGCAUCCUCUGGCCUCAAGAAGGAUUCAAAGCUCAAGUCACUGGAGAUUGCCAUCGAGCAGAAAAAAGAGGAAUGUAGUAAGUUGGAGACGCAGUUGCAGAAGGCCCACGAGGUGGAGCAGCAGUCGGGCCAGAGGGGGAAAACGGAGUACGUGGACCGAGUGAAGCUGCUGGAAAAGGAGAUGAACUACUACAAGGACGAAGCCGGCAAGUCUCAGGCGGAGGUGGAGAGACUCCUCGACAUCCUGCGAGAGGUGGAGACCGAGAAGAAUGACAAGGACAAGAAGAUCGCUGAGCUGGAAAGACAAGGAGGCAAAGAUCAGACUAAGAAGGGUCCAAACAUCAAAUUGGGACCACAAGGGGACAAGAAAGGCUUAGGACAGGACCCUCGUAAGGACGGCUCCCUCGACGGUGGUCACCACGUGAAGUUGGAGGAGCUGAUGAACACGCUGGAAAGGACGAGGCAGGAGCUGGAUGCCACCAAGCAGCGUCUGUCCUCCACACAGCAGUCUCUGCAGGAGAGGGACACCCACCUCACCAACAUGAGACAAGAGCGCAGGAAACAGCUGGAGGAGAUCCUAGACAUGAAACAACAAGCUCUGCUGGCAGUCAUCAGUGAGAAAGAUGCUAAUAUUGCACUGCUGGAACUGUCUGCCUCCAAUAAAAAGAAGACCCAGGAGGAGGUGCUAGCCCUCAAGAGGGAGCGCGACAAACUGAUGCUGCAGCUCAAACAACACGGCCACGCCCAGCAGACUCCAUACCCACACGCCUCCCACCCGCAGCACCCGCAACACCCGCAGCACCCCCAGCACCCGCAGCACCUGCAGCAUCCUCAGCACCCGCAGCACCCGCAGGCCCCCCAACAGCACCCGCAUCCACAGCAGCCGCAGCCCCAGUACCCCCACCCGCAGCACCCGCAGCACCCGCAGCACCCUCAGCACCCGCAGCACCCUCAGCACGCCCAGCCGCCCCCGCAGCACCAACAGCACCCACGGCCCCCACAGCCCCAGCACCCUCACCAACAGCACCCCCAGCAUCCUCCGCAGCACCCGCACGGACACGCCCCCCCGCAGCACCCUCACCCCCACCCUCAGCACCCGCACGGCCCCCCACAGCAAGGGCCGCACCCCCAGCAUCCGCAUCAGCAGCACCCUCAGCACCCGCACCACGCCCAGCAUCUACGUCACCCGUCGCCCCACCAUCGCGGGGGCUCGGCCCGAGGACCCCCACAUGCUGGUCACCGCCCCUCUCCAGACCAGGAUGACGAGGAGGGCAUCUGGGCAUAAUCCUUGCUGUGACAACCAAAGCUCUAAUGUUGUUUUGAGGGAUGAUUCAGUCACUACUGGAGGAGCACAGCCACGCCAUGAUGUUGAAACACGACCC